UUUCCGCUUUCAUUUCUGAAGAAACGCAGAAUAGAAACUCGGCUAAUAACAGCGCUGCACAACAGCCCAGCAGUGCUCUCAGAUCUGCGCAGACAUGUCGGGCUACUCCCGGAUCAUACAUUAUGCGACCAGCGUGUUAUGCAGCAAUAAAGGUUCAAUGGAAAUCUCUCAGCUGCAUCACAAGGUCCUCCAGCGCUUUGAUAUCUCCGAAGAUGAUUUCUGGUAUGUCGUUAAGAAAUGCGCCCGCUUCGCAGUGGUCCAGAGCAGACCCAGAGCAGAGGAGGACGGAGAGUCCGACUGCAUCGUCGUCGCCAAAACAUCUCUGAGACUCUGCAAGAAAUACUUCAAUAAUGAAUGUUACGAGUGCCAGGAUUUACAUCUGUGCAAAUAUUACGUUUACGGAAACUGCAGAUAUGGAAAAGGAAGGAAGGAGUGUAAAUUCUCCCAUGAUAUCCAGUCACAGCAUAACUAUCCCCUGCUGCGGGAAUGCACACUUCAUGAACUGAACGAGGAUGAUCUCUUCCUGCUUCUGCUCCAGAACGACCCUGCGCUACUGCCAGAGGUGUGUGCUCACUAUAAUAAAGGCAUAGGGCUUUACGGGGCCUGUACCUUUAUGGAGCGCUGCACUAAGGUGCACAUUUGUCAGCACUUUGUGCAAGACGACUGUCUGUUCGGCCCCAAGUGCAAACGGCUGCACAAUAUCGACGAGCAAAGCCGCAGGAUGCUGGAGGAACGUGGUCUCGGCGGUGACAUCAUCCAUGACCUGCCCUACAUCUACCAGAACGUUUAUCGCCUCAACUCACAAACUCUAAGCAGUGAACUGAUCUCUGAUCAAGGCGACAAACCGGCUGCUCAGAUGGAGAAGAAUGAAAUCUGUCUCCACUUCAUACGACGGAAAUGCAAGUUUCAGGACCAGUGCGUUCUUGUCCACUUCAAUCUUCCAUAUAAAUGGGAGGUUAAUGAUGAGAAAGGCUGGGGGGAUUUGAGAAACAUGGAGGAAAUAGAAAGAGCCUACUGUGACCCAAAGAAUGAACACAGGUCAGUACAAAUGCACAUACAUUUUUUUUUUGCGAUUAAACGUAUCCAAAAUAAAAGUUUCCCCGGCUAUGCAAUUCAGUUCACCCCACAACACCCCAAAUUCAGCGGCAUCCGCUUCACAAAAGUGAAGGCUGCCAAUUCUCCUGUUUUGCAUACGGAGAUUGCAGUCCUAUUGGCAAAGGAUGCGAUAGAGCUUCCUAGAGUUUUCUUCAUUGUACCCAAGAAAGGUGGUGGGUUACAUCCAAUCAUGGAUCUGCAUGUCUUGACGUUAAUGCAGAAACACAUCUUCGGACCACCUCUGCAGUUUGCGUUCUGGCUCUGGCACCUCAGGCUGUUGGGUCUUCAGGUCAACAGGAAAACUCUACCAGAUGCAGAGGAUCUAUUCUUCUUCACCACAUGGUCAGAUUCUACGUUCCUCUGGGUAGGAGUGCCCCUAGAACAGGUCUCCAGGCAUGCCAUGCUUUACUCGAAACAUGACCCCAUGGAAGGGAUGUUGAUGGUAGAGGACCUGUACACAUUAGAGUUUGGGCCGGCUGAGACCCCGGCCUGGCUAUGUGCCUUAGGUUCCGACUACUCCCUUCAGGGAUCAGGUGGUGAACCGGCAAGCACUGCCCCCAAUGGAGACAGACCCAGCUUUAAAUUUGCUCUGUCCAAUCCAGUUCUUGAAAUGCUACGUAGACUGGACACAAAGUUUUAG
Messenger RNA from Carassius auratus (goldfish), 1735 nucleotides. Its product is annotated as poly [ADP-ribose] polymerase 12-like. The record is from RefSeq and is a predicted model, not a curated record. NCBI's taxonomy places the organism in Eukaryota, Metazoa, Chordata, Actinopteri, Cypriniformes, Cyprinidae. Gene Ontology annotation, cellular component: nucleus. Gene Ontology annotation, molecular function: NAD+ poly-ADP-ribosyltransferase activity; metal ion binding. The coding region runs from base 95 to 1735 and encodes 546 amino acids. The transcript is spliced from 8 exons.